UGUGAAAGCUACCAAAUAGCUUAUGCAAGCCAAAAGAUAAACAAUCCCGUCAGCACCGAGUCCGCGUCGUGUAUAGAGGUCCAUCCGGAAUUGGUGCCUCAAUUUCAAUUUCAAUUCGGGGACCGUUGCAGUUGCUGUUGGUUGCUGUUGCUCUUCAGUCACCUUUUCUCAAGGACGUCUCUUUUCUUGAGGGCAAGUUGUGAGAGUCGUCUGAUCUUUGUCGCCUCUUGAUUGCCUGAAUCAAGCCUGAAUCAUCAUUGAUCUUGUUUGGAUUGUUUUGCCAGUUUCGAGCAGCGAUGCUGAAGGUGGCAGUGAUUGGGGCCGGAGCCGCCGGGCUGGUGGCUGCCCGCCUGCUGUCUGCCGAGCCUGCCGUGUUCGCGCCGCCCGUGGUGUUUGAGCAGGCGGCUACCAUCGGUGGAACCUGGGUCUACACAGACCAGGUCGGAAAGGAUCGCCAUGGGCUGCCCAUCCACUCCAGCAUGUACCGAAACCUUCGAACGAAUUUGCCCAAAGAGGUAAUGGGCUUUCCAGAUUUUCCAUUCAAGGAAACAAGCUACAACGGGAAGUCGUUUAUUUUCCACGAAGAAGUGCUCGACUACCUGCGCAGCUAUGCGUCUGAGUUCAACUUGGAACGAUUCAUUUCGUUCGAGACACGUGUGGAGCAGGUGACCCCUCUGAGCGUGGGUGACCCUCGCUCGGGAUGGAGUAUCACCACUCGUAACCUGACCACGGGCGCGGCCGAAAACCGACACUUUGACGCGCUGCUGGUGUGCAACGGUCACUACUCGGUUCCGGCCGUGCCCAACAUACCGGGACUGAAGGAGUUCCAGGGAGAGGUACUACAUAGUCACGACUACCGCUUCCCGGAGCCGUACACAGGAAAGAAGAUGAUUCUGCUGGGAGGCCGGGCGUCGGGAAUCGACAUCUCCAUGGAGGUCUCCAAAGUGGCCAAACAGGUGUACCUGGCGCACAACCAGCCGCCGUUCCCUGCCACGCUGCCCGACAACAUGCGCCAAACGGUGGGUAUUGAGCGGAUGGACGGCAGUGAGGCCGUGCUGCUGGACGGCUCCAGGGUCGAGGUCGAUGUACUCAUGUUCUGCACAGGUUACGAGUUUGUGUUUCCUUUCCUGUCGCCGGAGUGCGGUGUGUCAGUGGUGGACCGCCAGGUUCGGCCGCUCUACAAACACCUGGUGCACACCGAGUACCCGCGCAUGGCGUUCGUCGGCCUGCCCACGGUCGUCCUGCCGUUCCCGCUGUUCCACAAACAGGUUCAGUUUUUCCUGGCCAGUCUGACGGGGCGGCUGCAGCUACCUUCCCGUGCCGAGAUGACUGAGGACACUGUGCGGGACCUACAGCGUCGCCUCGAGAUGGGUAUGCCGCGGCGCUACGCUCACUUCCUCGGCCCCCUUCAGUGGGAGUACUUUGACGAGCUAGCGGCCAUGUCUGGCACGGCGCCGAUGCCACCGGCUGUCAGGGAGCUCUAUGACGAGGUCCACGUGCAGAGGUGUCACAACCUCUCCGGCUACAAGGACAAGGCGUUCAGGAUCACCGGGCCCGACUCGUUUGUUGAGGUGACAGAUGAGGUGAUGAAUGAUUUGUAUAGUAAGCUCUGAAAGAGGGGGUGGCUGUUAGAGAUUACGGAAUAAGCUCGGCUCUCAAAGAAGGGAUGAAUGUAAGUUGUUGGAAAGGAAAGAUGAAUGCUAGCUUUAAUGGAAGGGUGUUUUAAGUUGUUGGAGAUUGAGAGGAACUGCUAGUUCCGAGCGAUGGGCUGACAAAGUUCUCUGUGGAAUGGGAUGGAUGCUAGCUAGAGUGGGGAGCUGUUACACUCAGACAGGACGGGGUUACACGAUGCACUGUUGGUGGCGCGCUGUGAGGAUGAUUGAAUGAAGAAUUGGCUGCAUUGUGGUGGCCGGUGGGUGCAUUUUAACAAAGGGGGGCAUUUCAAGCACUGCUACAUUAUCAAAAGGGACUGAUCGCACUCCAGCUGGGAUAGGUACUGUGCUUGAUCCACGCAAGCAAGCCUCCUGGUUUUGUUUUGCGGCAUUCAG
Messenger RNA from Amphibalanus amphitrite, 2048 nucleotides. RefSeq names its product flavin-containing monooxygenase FMO GS-OX-like 2. Gene Ontology annotation, molecular function: flavin adenine dinucleotide binding; NADP binding; N,N-dimethylaniline monooxygenase activity. NCBI's taxonomy places the organism in Eukaryota, Metazoa, Arthropoda, Thecostraca, Balanomorpha, Balanidae. The coding region runs from base 297 to 1613 and encodes 438 amino acids. The record is from RefSeq and is a predicted model, not a curated record. The transcript has 9 exons.